ACCGACAACAACUUUGUAAUGUUUUUCUAGAAUAAUCAGAAGACAAAGCUGAACUCAGAAGACCAAUCAGAUUCCUCUACUCGCUCGAACGCAACUCUUUCUUCCACUGCUCUCUGUCUCCAUCUUUAAAACAACAGCUAAAAAGAGAAUUAUUUAUCCAUGGACCAAACCGAGGUACCUAAGCUUCGCUGCCAGCGAAUCGGCUGUAACGCAACUUUCACCGAAGACAACAAUCCCGAUGGUUCCUGUACUUACCACGAUUCGGGGCCAUUCUUUCAUGAUGGAAUGAAAGAGUGGAGUUGUUGCAAGAAAAGGAGUCAUGAUUUCAGCUUGUUUCUGGAGAUUCCAGGAUGUAAAACAGGUAAACACACAACUGAGAAACCAGUGUUAGCAAAGGCGACUCCAACUCCCACCCCAAAGAAUCCAUUUUCUCCUCCCACUGCAGCUCCUGCUACCAACUCAUCCUCAAAAGAAUCUUGCCCUAGAUGCAAGCAAGGCUUUUUUUGCUCGGAUCAUGGGUCACAAGCACAACCCAAAGCUGCACCACCUAAAAGCUAUGCUUCUGCUCCAGCAAAAAAGGUAGUUGAUAUAAACGAGCCCCAGACGUGCAAGAAUCAGGGAUGUGGACAAACUUUCAAGGAGAAGGAUAAUCAUGAAACUGCCUGUAAUUACCAUCCCGGGCCUGCUGUUUUUCAUGAUCGAAUGAGAGGGUGGAAGUGUUGUGACAUCCAUGUCAAGGAGUUUGAUGAAUUCAUGAGCGUUCCACCUUGCAGCAAGGGCUGGCACGAUGCUGAUCCAGCAUCUUAAACUGCAGGUGUUGGUCAGGAUGGUGAAUUUCUUUGUUCUAUUCUACGGGUUUGUUCUACUGGAAUUAACUUCUAGUGAAUCCAUCACGUUUGCUUUCCCAUCAUAUUGUUAUGACAUUGACCUUCAAUGGUUUUUAAAGAAGAAACCAGGACAGGAAGAUCUUCCCUUUUGACACGAUUUAGUCUGUGAACUUGCAGCAUUUAUCCUUCAUUGAGCCAUGAAAUUAGUAAGGGCUCAUUUUGUCUUGAAACAUGCCUGCGUAUUUAGGCUAUUUGUGUGUAAAGAUUGGUAUUUUGUGGAUUGUCUUAAACUUGAAUUUCAAUGGAGAAACCAUUAUAUCUA
Messenger RNA from Populus euphratica (Euphrates poplar), 1149 nucleotides. It is a transcript of the gene PBS2, whose product is annotated as cysteine and histidine-rich domain-containing protein RAR1. The transcript is spliced from 6 exons. The record is from RefSeq and is a predicted model, not a curated record. The coding region runs from base 160 to 807 and encodes 215 amino acids. Lineage: Eukaryota; Viridiplantae; Streptophyta; Magnoliopsida; Malpighiales; Salicaceae. Gene Ontology annotation, molecular function: Hsp90 protein binding. Gene Ontology annotation, biological process: defense response to fungus; defense response to bacterium. Gene Ontology annotation, cellular component: cytoplasm; nucleus.